AGCAGGUAGCGUGUGACCAUUGAGCCCAAAGAACACUCCAGUUCCCAUGAUGAACUGCGCGUGCGCGGUAAACCGCGCGGCUCAUGAGUUUGAUUUCAAACUGACCAAUGGGAGCAGACACAGUAAACGGUAGCGCAACGGUUCGAAGAUGUCGGAAUCUCGGGACACAAGCUGUAAUAUAGUCAUCAGCAAUGAACCAUUAUUCAGCAGAAAGCCCAUCAUCUUCAACCCAGACUUCUUUGUGGAGAAACUUCGCCAUGAGAAGCCGGAGGUGUUUCUGGAACUGGUUGUGAGCAAUCUAACACGUCUCAUUGACCUUCCUGGGAUUGAGUUUGCCCAGCUGAUUGGGGAGGAGGAGCCCUGUUUACCCAGCAACACCAGUUCCAGCUUCUUCCGCCCAUUCAACUUCCUCAAACGCAAAGAGAAGGGAGUUGUGUUUGGAGCUCCACUAACAGAAGAAGGAAUUGCUCAGGUUUAUCAGCUCAUUGAAUAUCUCUACAAAAAUCUCCACGUGGAGGGUCUGUUUCGUAUUCCUGGGAACAGUAUACGACUGCAGUACCUGAAAGAAGCUUUAAAUGGUGGAGUGGACGUAGAUUUGAAUUCUGGAGUGUUUCAUCCAAAUGACAUAGCAACUUUGUUGAAAAUGUUCCUUGGAGAAUUACCAGAACCACUGCUCAGUCAUAGACAUUAUAACGCUCAUCUCAAAAUAGCAGAUCUAAUGGUGUUUGAUACAAAAGGGAAGAAAACUGUUCCUGACAAGGAGCGUCAGAUUGAAGCUCUUCAGCUACUCUUUCUGUUGUUGCCCUCGGCCAAUCGGAACCUGCUGAAGUUACUGUUGGAUCUCCUAUAUCAAACUGCCAAACAACAAGAAAAGAACAAGAUGUCUGCCUACAACCUGGCACUUAUGUUUGCUCCACACAUUCUCUGGCCCAGGAAUCUGGUAGCUGCUGACAUCCAAGAAAACAUCACCAAACUGAAUAACAGCACAGCAUUUCUGAUUAAACACUCUCAGAAGCUUUUCCGGGCACCAGCAUAUAUUCGAGAACUUGCCAGAUUGCAGUUCACAGGUUCAAAACUUUCAAUGAUCAAAGAUGAUCUGGAUAUAUUGCCAGCUCAAGAUUGCUCAGAUUUACUCAUUAUGAAAAAUGCAAAGCGGACUGGAUUGCAUUCAGUUUCACGACUAAAGGAGGAAACACAGCAGCAUACAGAGGAGGCCCUGAAGGAACUCUUUAAACAUGUCAGUAAUAUGCCGAACUCUGCAAAGAAGAAAAGACUCGUGAGACAGUUUCACAAAAGCUCAGUGACUGGUACUCCUGAAGGAUUUAUUUCACCAAAACCCAAGAAACACAUACGUUCCAAGUCUUUCGGAGGUCGUAUUAAGCGCAAAGUUUUGGGUGGUCAGUAUAUCUCUGAAAGGAAAAGCAAAAACCCAACACCAGAUAAAGCGAUUGAAAGCCAUGGAUACCCUCAAGUGGGUGAUGUGGAGAACCUGGAGCAGGAAACCCUUGGAGUGAACCGAAUAAUCACAAUUCCAACCAAGGAAUCGGCCAUGUAAUUCAGUCUUCCUCUUGCUUUCAAAACAUCUCAAUAAGCUGUGAAACUGGACAUCUCCGAGAGAAUCACGAAGAACCACUAAUCGACUCAUUGGAACUGAAAAUUGAAUGAUUAGAGCGACUAUUAGUUUCAUAUCCUGUGCUUAACAGCCUAAACAUUGUUAUAAUAUGCCUCGUUUAACAGGGAGGCCAGCCUACAGAUCAGGGAAAGGGGAAAUUUGCAUGGGCUACUUGGAUGCAUAUAACAAAAACAACUGAGGCCCUGGGAUGUGAAGUAUGGAAAAUGCAAGUAGUUGAAAGAUGCUGAGUAACUGUGAAAAUGAGGGUGUUACUGGUUGGCUUAACCUGCUGGCUUGCAAUGUAUUUAUUUCAGACAUUUCAUAAUUACCUGUCUCACUACUUCAAGCUAUUCAUGAUGUAGCUUGGAACAUCUGCUAGGAACCCUAUCCUCUCAGGUGUUCAAUUUGAAAUGUAACCAACCAAAUGAGGCCCCAAGAAAAAUCACUGAGGAGGAUUUGAGGUCAGACUGUAAGGCCAAUCAGCUGAGAGAUGUUGAUUGUGUAUCUUGAGAAAUCUGCAUGCAACUGCAAUUCUUUAUUUUUUUUCGGUAUUUGCCAUUGAUAUCUUUAUUUUAAUAGCACAGAUAUUCCAAUGAGAGAGUCAGUCUAAUUCCUCCUAUUCCGACUGUGGUAAAUGAUGCCAAGAAAUAGUUAUAUUUGAGUCAGCAGGAAUCUUCAGCAUCAACCCAAGCAGGAGGGAAGUAGAAUGGGGGUUAAGGUAAGGAGUUUGGUUGAAUGUUUAACAACUUAAGGUUUGUUGGUUACGUGGAAGAAACCAUUAAAUGGGGGGGAAGAGAAAUCUUUUUUUAAACUGAACUUGCAUUUUUUUAAUGUGCCUGACUAAUGUCUACUUUCAUAUUAGCCAUAUUCUAGAGUAAUUCAUUUUUUAUAUUUUUGUCAUUUAAACCCUGUUACAUGUGACUUUUUACUGUUGACACUCACUGACUGCGAGAGAAAGACAUCUCAGAAUUAAACUGCAUCAAUUAUUAUCCUGCACCUAGACACUGAGGUGGAAGGGGAUGAGGCGAGGAGGGGCACACUUCUCUGUCCCUCUAACUCUCUGCUGCAGUUGAUCACUCAGCUCAGUAGAUAAACAGCCUGCUAUAUUUGAUGGGAAUUGAUGGAUUGGACUAUUUUUAAGUUUCUGUUAACAUUUGAAUUGCACUGAUUGUGAUACUUAUGGAUGUUAGACACUCAAAAUCAAGGCUGCAAAAUCU
Chiloscyllium plagiosum (whitespotted bambooshark) is the source of this 2829-nucleotide messenger RNA. It is a transcript of the gene arhgap19, whose product is annotated as Rho GTPase activating protein 19. The record is from RefSeq and is a predicted model, not a curated record. Gene Ontology annotation, cellular component: cytoplasm. Gene Ontology annotation, biological process: signal transduction; regulation of small GTPase mediated signal transduction. Gene Ontology annotation, molecular function: GTPase activator activity. NCBI's taxonomy places the organism in Eukaryota, Metazoa, Chordata, Chondrichthyes, Orectolobiformes, Hemiscylliidae.